This is a messenger RNA of Culex pipiens pallens (northern house mosquito), 2363 nucleotides long. RefSeq names its product sodium-dependent nutrient amino acid transporter 1-like. Gene Ontology annotation, cellular component: membrane. The transcript is spliced from 5 exons. Gene Ontology annotation, biological process: sodium ion transmembrane transport. The record is from RefSeq and is a predicted model, not a curated record. The coding region runs from base 262 to 2154 and encodes 630 amino acids. Gene Ontology annotation, molecular function: L-amino acid transmembrane transporter activity. Lineage: Eukaryota; Metazoa; Arthropoda; Insecta; Diptera; Culicidae.
UGAUUCAGUUUUGUAAUGCCGGUCGACCGGCCAAGGUGGUGAAGCUGCUGUUGUUGAACUUUCGGUGGAGUAUAUCCACUGCAUGGAGUGUCGUCGACGAGAGCCCAGUUUCGGAACAGAGGACGUGCGCGUUUUGGGCGGUUGAGUGUGAAUUUUGAGCUCUGAAUUACGGAUUUUGGUACAGGAUAAAGUUUGCAGUGUACUCCCAGACAUUGUAGUGCUCGGUAGCUUUAGCUUGCCUUCCCAGUUCGCAACUCCAGAAUGGCCACCUCAAACCCUGCUUUCGUCCCGGAUGGUACUCCGGCCGACUACGAUCCGAAAACCCGCCCCAAGAAGCUCCCACUAACCGGCGCGGGUUUCCCGCCAAAGCCACCCGAUUACAGCCCGGCUGCAACGAUGACCACGGAGAAGAAGCAACCACCGCGGGACAAGUGGGGCAAGGAUAUUGAGUUUCUGCUGUCGUGUAUCGCCCUGUCGGUGGGGCUGGGGAACGUGUGGAGGUUCCCGUUUACGGCGCUGGAGAACGGGGGUGGAGCGUUCGUGAUUCCGUACCUGAUCGUGUUGCUGCUGGUUGGAAGGCCGAUUUACUACCUGGAGAUGUUGAUUGGGCAGUUCUCGAGCCGGGGUUGUAUAGAUGUGUACGAUGCUUCGCCGGCGAUGCGCGGGAUCGGGUAUGGGCAGACGUACUCGACGUUCAUCGUGAUGACGUAUUACGCGUCGUUGAUGGGAGUUACGAUGCGGUACCUGGUGGCGUCGUUCGGGGAUCCGCUGCCGUGGAGCGAGUGCAAGGAUAGCUGGAAUGCCACGUGUAUCGAUUCGAGGCUGGCGGUGAACAUGGUUGAAGGGGAUAACGCUACGAAGGUGUCCUCAGCGGAGCUGUACUUUGUUAAUGACGUCCUCAAAGAAGCUGAUUCCAUCGAUGACGGUAUCGGCAGCCCGGAUUGGCGCUUAGUGUUGUGCCUUCUGAUCCCCUGGACGUGCAUCUGCCUGACGCUGGUCAAAGGGAUCAAGAGCUCGGGGAAGGUUGCUUACUUCCUGGCGAUCUUUCCGUACGUGGUGAUGCUGGUGCUGCUGAUUCGAGCGUGUACGCUCGAAGGAGCCGGCGCUGGUAUGCUGUACUUCAUCAAGCCCCAGUGGGAUCGGAUCUUCGAGGCCAAGGUGUGGUACGCUGCCGUAACGCAGGUGUUCUUCUCGUUGACUGUUUGCUUCGGCAACGUGAUCAUGUACUCGUCGUACAACCGGUUUUCGAACAAUGUGUACAGGGACGUCACCAUCGUAUCGAUCAUGGAUACCUGCACCUCAAUGCUAGCCGGGCUGAUCGUGUUCGGCGUCAUUGGUCACCUAGCGCACGUAACGGAUGCUCCGGACCUAAGCAAGGUUGUCCGUGGAGGUGCCGGACUCGCGUUCAUCACCUAUCCGGACGCGAUCGCCAAGUUUCAGUUCUGGCCGCAGUUCUUCGCGGUAGCAUUCUUCUUGAUGCUGUUCGUGCUUGGGAUUGGAAGUAACGUUGGAAUGGCCACGACGAUCAUGACCGUUGUUCGGGAUCGAUUCCCGCAUUUGAAGCCAUCGUUGGUGGCGUUUGUGAUCGCGAUCAUCGGCUUCAGCAUCGGGAUCAUCUACACGACUCCUGGCGGUCAGUACCUGUUGGACUUUUUGGACUUUUACGGCGCAUCGUUUGUGGCGCUGGUGCUGGCUGUUUUCGAGAUGAUUACCUUCGCGUGGAUCUACGGGGUGGGAAGAAUCUGUCGGGAUAUCGAGUUCAUGCUGGGUAUUCAAACCGGCUUGUACUGGAGAGUCUGCUGGGGCUUCGUGACUCCAGUCAUGCUCGCAGCUAUCCUAAUAUACCACGUGGCAACGUACAAAGCUCUGACCUUCAACGGUUACGUCUACACGAACGGGAUGUACGCCUUCGGAUGGUGCGUGUUCGCCGCGGGAGUCCUGCAACUUCCGGCGUGGGCCCUCUACGCCGUGCUGAAGCGAAAGGAAGCCACCUGGCAGGAUCGGAUAGCGAGCUGCUUCAAGCCAACCCACGACUGGGGUCCCGAGGAUCCCGAGCUGAACGCCAAGUACCACGAGUCGGUGUACAAGUACGAGCAGACGCUGCCGGCGGGGCGGAGUUUGGGCCGGAAAAUGCUCGAUAAUGUGUUUCAUUAAGGGCGGGGUUCAUUGUGGGAGACUUGCCAGUGACUUUAAAACAAUUUCUGAUUAUGACUAGACAAGAAGAUGAAUCUUUGUGCCUUUUGGUUAGCUAAUUGACAGUAUUGAAAAGAUUUGCGUAAGAUAUAGUAAAUUUAAGAUGGUAAAAACUUGAAAUUAACUCUUACUGAAUUUUAACUUUAAAUAAACAUUCAAAAUCAAAAGUA